Molecule: messenger RNA, 1893 nt
Organism: Serendipita indica DSM 11827
Lineage: Eukaryota; Fungi; Basidiomycota; Agaricomycetes; Sebacinales; Serendipitaceae
Source: the annotation of a GenBank genome assembly
AUGACAUUGCUCUACGAUGAUCCCCCACGCUUCAAUCUCCGCUCCAAUUCCCUUCACCCGCACCAAUUCACCCCUCUCAGCGGCUGUUCAACGCCCACAGAGCCCGUAGAUGCACAAGGAGUGCUCUCUCUCCUCGUCUGCGCCGUCUGCGACCGCAUUCUCGAAAAACCGGUCACUCUGGCUUGUGGCCAUUCGGUCUGCAUCCGACAUUUGCUCGGCGAUCACGACGAUGCUUUGCUUUCGUCUAGAAAUCUCAGAAUAUUCGUAGAACGCUGCCCAGUCACGGCUUGCAACGCUCUCCUUGACCGGCCAAUGCAUCCAACCGUUGCUCUGACUGUAGACGUCCCUACACUCGAGCCCAUUGUUGGAAACGACGUUCGCAUCGUCCAGCUUGUUGCUUUGGCUCUCGAACACUCGUCUUCCGACAAUUCCACGCUACCACCCUGUCAAACGCCAAUCUCGCAUUCCCCGCCUCUGCACGACGCUAGUCCCACGUCUAGUUCCCCUGAAGCACAAAUACAGUCCCCUCAAGAGCGCUCAGAUUCAGAACAUUCUCAACCACCAUCCGAUCCAUUCUCAAAGGCUCUCCGCGGUCUCCUCCAAUGCGAAAUUUGUCUCAACACGCUCAACGAGCCCGUAACGACCCCAUGUCAACAUACAUUUUGCACCUCGUGUCUCCAGAGGUCCCUUGAUCAUCUCGCGACGUGUCCUCUAUGUCGUCAUGACUAUACAAACGUCGCCAGGUUUCACUCCCCGCGGGUAAAUCGCAUCAUCAACUCGAUCAUCUCAACCUUUUUCGCGACACCAUCCCCGACGCCCGCCCCAGACGCCGAUGACGACCUCAAUACACCCAUCUUUGUGUGUCAAUUAUCCUUUCCUGGGAUGCCCACCGUUCUACACAUCUUUGAAGCUAGGUACCGUCUGAUGCUUCGACGCGUCCUACAAAGGAAAACUCCUCAAUUUGGAAUGAUCAUGUAUCCGUCACACGAGGGUACAGUCGUCUCCUAUGGGACAAUGCUCGAAAUACGCAGCGCCCGCAUUCUCGGCGAUGGCCGCUCCAUCAUCGAAACAUGGGGGUCAUAUCGGUUUCGAAUCGUCAGACGAGGCGAACAAGAUGGCUACAUGGUUGGCAAAGUUGAUCGCAUCGAUGACCUCUCAGAGGCAAUGGAAAGAGAGAUUGAGCGCAAUGCGACACUUCCAAUACCCCCGCGCAACUCUCCAGGCCUUCACCCGCUCUCGCGUCCAUUGUCACCAGUGAGACCCCCGACAAGCCCGCAUCAAUCGCCGACACCAAGCCGCGCACGCUCUCCAAGUAUCUUCCCACGACCUUCUAUUCUAGGUAGACGCAGACGAUCCAACUCGCCGACGCCCUCUAUUGCCUCGAUCGCAUCAAUUUCGACGCUUUCUUCCAUCAACAGUGCACCACCAUCAUCUGCCCCAUUCCACCCCCAACCACCUCCUUCGGAACCAACUACUUCCCCCUCGAGAAGCGCUCAUCCAGGAUCAUCAUCAGCAUCGUCGUCGCCGGGGUCGUAUGCAUUUUCCGACCGCCACGCGGUAGCUGCUGCCGCACCCGCCGCCGCUCCGUUUGUAUACCCAAUCGAACCGACGACAGAACAACUCGUCGAGACGUGUCAUACGUUUCUACAACGACUGAGAAAGGCCUCUUCCGCCGCUGUCAUUCAACGGCUCGACAACGUUGGCCCUCCACCAUCCGACGUCGGCAUUCUCAGUUUUUGGAUAGCUCAGGUACGUGCUACAUUAAACGACUUAUGGGUGGACGAAACGGUUAUUGGAACAGUUCAUGCUGACAACAUUAAACUAGCUACUCCCUAUCGACGAGAGCGAAAAGGCGAAAUUGCUUCCGAUCCGCUCGCCGCGUUUGAGACUUAG